Molecule: messenger RNA, 2167 nt
Organism: Aplysia californica (California sea hare)
Lineage: Eukaryota; Metazoa; Mollusca; Gastropoda; Aplysiida; Aplysiidae
Product: coiled-coil domain-containing protein 18
Source: RefSeq, a predicted model, not a curated record
CGUAGUAGAAAGCCUACCGUUAGUGACAGUACUGUAGUAGCGAUAUUGGCACUGUGACCUGUUUAUUUGGAAGAUGUGUCUCUUGUAUCCGCAAUUGGUGAGGAGAGAGUAACGAUGGCUGUACUUUUAUUUGGCUCGGUUUGUUUUUAGUUAAGAAAAACACAUCGGCACUAUACAAGUCAUUCAGUGCAAAAAACAGACAAAACAAUAAAGGAAAUGAAAAAAAAAGGAACUACCAGUGGUGCACUUCAGCCGCCUGCGAUAUUACAAAGUGAUUAUUAUAGUGGCAAUUAUCGAAUCCUGAGACAAGACAAGGCAUUGAUCUAUCAUUUUUAUAAAAUUUAAAAAAAUACUUUAAAGACAAAAAAAACAACCCCAGAGACUAUAAAUUAUAAACUCUGAAAGCUGUACCAACUCUGUUGUAAUAAAUCAUUGCGCAUAAUGCAUUGACGUCAUCUCAAAUAUAAUUUGCAGAAUUGUGCAGCUGUGCGUAAAAAGAAGUGACGUUCAACGCAUAACAUAAAAAGAACCAUCUUGAACCGUGUUUGAAACGACAACAAUAUGGAAGUGGGAAACACACGUAUUUCGGUGUACCACUUUCAGGUUAGGCUGCAAUGACGAUUCAUCUUCAAUUUGCCCAGUUGCAAGGUCCGCAUCAUCAGUGAGCCAUGGCUGGCACAGCGGGUGUGACCGGGGGUACUGGCGGGGGGUGUCCCAAUGACUCCACUCAGAUCAAGUACGAGAAGCGGAUCCAGUGCUUGUGUGCGCAGCUCAAGAACUACCAAAAGCAGAUGGAUGGGGUCCAAGAGGAGAUGGAACGCGUGCGCUCACGCUACACCACAUGCUGCCGGGAGAUGGACGACCUCAAACGGAAGAUCAACCAGAAGGAUGACGCAAUUUCCUGCUAUGAGAGUCAGCUCGAGGAGAUCCGAUAUGACCUGAAAGAAAAGGAAAAAGUGAGCCAGAGAACGGUUGAGAACCUCCAGGAGAAGGUCAGUCAGUUCCAUGAGCAGGUUCAGCAGAGGGAGUCAGCGCUGGUCGUCUGCCGGACGGAGGUCAAGAGCCAUCUGGCCACCAUGGAGGAGCUCAAGAACAACUUCAGCAGCGAGCUACAACAGCGGGAAUCUUGUGUGAAACAGAUGAAGGAAGACUUACGCCAAGUUUACGAAGACUUGAAAGCCAAAUCUGAGCAGAACGCCCACUUGGAGCGCACCCUGAUGGACAUGAAGUCCCGCCUGCACCAGAGCUGUGCACAACUCAAAGAGGCGGACACUCGGGUGUCUUGCUUGCAGGAGAAGAUGCAGCAGCUUGAGUUCCAGGCAGGCCGUGAGAAGCAGCAAACGGCGAAGGAGGUGGAGGACAGUGAGAGACGGUACUCUCAGGCCUGCAACGAGCUGAACUGUGCUCAGAACGAUCUCCGCAAGAUGAAACGAUGUCUGCAUCAAAGAACUGGAACAGACGCUGUGUGCCAAGGAGCAGGAGGUGGAACAAUGCCAGUGUUGCGUGGAUGAGCUAAACGCUCGCAUCAGAAAAAUAAACCUGGGCGGUCAAGGAGAUGGAGUGUAUGGCAAAGGAGAUGAAAGGGCUCUCGCAUGACCUCGAGGACACCAAGAAAGAAGUCUGUGAGAAAAAUUCUGUGAUCGAGGACUUGCAGCAGGCGAUUGAACAUGCGGAGCAUGAUAUGGAGAGUCGGAUGAGAAGGGCGGAUGGACAGCUACAGAAGUAUGAGAGAGAGAUUAAAGAGAAAACCAGGAUGUCUCGAGAUUGCCUUCAAAGAGGUUAUAACGAACAACGCGCACAGUUAGCAGAGCUAUGCCAAGAGUUUAGCGUUCUGAAAGAGCAGCUACUGUGCCAAACAUCAGAAGCCUCAGACGCCAAACGUGACUUGUGCACCACACAGAGGGAACUAGAGAAAACAAGAAGGGAAGCAGACGAUAUGCAACAAUGCCUGCAGGUGGAGCAGUUGAAGAGCUGCCAGGUUCAGCUCGAGGAUACGAACGCGGGCCUGAUGCAGAAGGUGUCUGCGGGCCAGCGCCAGUUGGCUCAGAUGGAGAAGUGUUACCACCAGAAGGUGGACAGCCUCUCCCGCGAGAACGGCAUGCUGCAGACCAAGCUGGGCGACAAGGAGGAUCAGCUGCAGGCGGCCAAGGACUGCCUCACUCUCAAG